This is a messenger RNA of Danaus chrysippus (African queen), 2403 nucleotides long. NCBI's taxonomy places the organism in Eukaryota, Metazoa, Arthropoda, Insecta, Lepidoptera, Nymphalidae. The record is from the annotation of a GenBank genome assembly.
AUGGAUCAUCCAAAUCACUUAACAUUAGUGGUCACCAUAUUGCUACUUGCAUUUCAACUGGCAUCAUGCAAUAAGAACGCCAGGCCAGUUUACGAAGUUAUUAACGAACAAUCAAGAGUUGAUGAUAGAGUCAGAAUAUCAAGUAGCCCAGGGUUACUUCCAUAUGGUAACCCACUCGCUGGUAACUCCAUACAGAAUGCAAGAUUACACGCCAGCAACCAACAAGCUAUGUUCAACGCUGAAAGGAUUCGUCAACACAAAGCUCAGUUACAACGACAGACAAAUCUGCCCAGAAUCGAAGAUAGCUACAUGAAAGCGUACCACGAAUCACAGGAAAGUCAUCAGCUGGCUUUAGAGCGACAACAGGCUACAAUUAAUGAUAAUCCAACAACUAAAACACCAGUCAGAUCACAACACAGACAGAAACAACGAGUACAAAUAAAUAAAAGACUACAUAGCACUGAUCCGCCAAAACUAAUGCCGAAAAUCACUAAUCGAGGACAAAGUCGCUUACAGAAUCUUCCAAAGAGAGACACUCUAACACCAGGAUUAGAUGUAACGAAAAUUACAAAAGAGGACGCCAUAGCGAAUAGGAAUAGAAAUUAUAGAUCAUAUGGUCCAGUUGAUUAUCAACAAUACUUGGAGCCGCAGAGAUACAGAACUGUAUACGUGACAGCAUCAGAAAACGACCAGGAUGUCUCAUUAAAAGAUAAUAUCAACCUUCUAGGACAUUUGAAUAGUAAAACACCGAGUAAACUUUACGCGGAAACGAUUUCCAGCGAUUCUAAAUACGGCUAUCCGAAACACUACACACAAACACAGAACUUAAAAUCGAUCCAAGAUAUUCAAGUUCUCAAUUCAUUACUAACAAAAAAUCCAGUGGAACAAUUGACAGAAUUUAAUGCUCUUAUAACAUCUAGCGCUGAAAACGACAAUAAACAACCAAUCGAUCUUUAUCUCUAUCUUAAAGAUCCAAAUACCCAGGCACUAUCUCAAGAACAAUCAAAAUACGCUCAGAAUUCUAAUUCAUACAUAAUUCCAUCAGAAUUAAAAAUAAAAGAUCACACGCCGAUAACAGAAGAUGUAGAUGAUAUUGGCAUCCCAAUAGAAGACCAACAAUAUUACAGCAUUCAAACAAUACCAACGACUAAAGCCAGCGAAGUUACUACUACGAGAAAUGAUUACUACAAAGUAGAAGUGGCCAGUCAAACAAUAACGGGACCGAGACAAGAAGAAUAUAAUCCAAAUGACCCAACUUACCAAAUAUCGCAUUACGGUCAAACUUAUGGUAAGAACGACGUCAAAAAUGAACAGUAUUUGAAGAUUAAUUCACAACCAACUGGAGUUCAACAUCUAUCUGGUGAUGGAACAGAAGUUUCAGCUUACGGCGACGAUGAUGUAAGUAUACCGAAAAAACUAUCAAUAUCUAUCCACAUACGUCAAAAGCGAUCUAAACUAGACACAUCACCAUUCCUUUUCACUGACGAAAAAACGAAAUCCACAGCAACUAAUUGCUCAGACUCGCCCACAUCCGAAUCCCUUAUUAGGUUAAAUCCGUUAACCAAGCAACGCGCCGGUGAUUUCAACGUUUUUCUGUCCCCUGACUUUCCCGUCGGUGAAGCUGCCGACUAUAAUGACGACUACGAUUACCAACAGUUAAACUCGAAGCGAUCAAAGCAAAAACUCGAAUCGUUUUACGAUGACGACUAUUAUGAUGACUUUAGUUCAGAUUAUGACAAUCCUAGACCAUAUUUUCCCCCUCAAUCCGAACCAAAGGUCUAUCCUUCCAGAACGCGUAAUUUUCGUCGUUCUCCCAUAUCUCAACUCUAUGGAAAUCCUCCCGCUACCUCUUAUGGUGUUCCUAUAUACGGUACAUCAGUAUUCAGCACAGCCCAAACAUUCAUUCCCCCUAAAUUAGAAGUACCUACAUUAACAAACCAAUUCCCGAAUGUCAUUGAACCGGUCUACAUGCUCACACAAUCACAAUUAAAAGAAUUAGUAGGACAUCACAAUUUGAAUAUUGAACAUCUCGAUGUAUACCAACUUCUUAAAGAAAACAGAGCCAAGAAAACACCUUACUACCCAAGAAAAUAUCGUAAACGAAAUCCCUUUAGGCACCUCAGAACUCAGAAUCGUGACUGGAACUACAAGAAAAUGUGCUUUCUAUUUUACUUGGAUCUUCAACUAUUACAGAAAUUAAAAUACGCUGCGAAUUAUGAAUUCGGUUACCGUGUGAGAGAUAUCGACACAGCUAAUUUCUACGGACAUAGAGAGUCAAAGAAUGGCUUGAAAACCAAAGGACAAUAUCACGUAUUGCUGCCUGAUGGAAGAAUGCAGCAAGUAAACUACGUCGCUGGCCCAGACGGAUAUCACGCUGAUAUAACGUAUGACAAACCUCAUUAA